Messenger RNA from Helianthus annuus (common sunflower), 648 nucleotides. Its product is annotated as glutathione S-transferase T3-like. The transcript has a single exon. NCBI's taxonomy places the organism in Eukaryota, Viridiplantae, Streptophyta, Magnoliopsida, Asterales, Asteraceae. The record is from RefSeq and is a predicted model, not a curated record. Bases 1 to 648 code for a protein of 215 amino acids.
AUGGGUCGCGGCGUAUAUCGACGCCCCGACUCUCUUUCGGGAAAAUGGGGCGCAAUGAGGACGAAGAUUAGCAACUUUAACAACAUACAUACUAAUCUCGUCAACAACAAGAGAAGGAAAAGCGGUUCGAGCGAUGUGGACGUGAUGACCCAAGCCCACUCCGAUUAUAGGGUGUACCAUGGUCAUCACUUUACGCAUGUAAAUGCGUGGGAGCUUCUUCGCAAAUCUCCCAAGUGGCAUCUUGUGCCACCGUUCGACCCAACCCGCCCUCGGUCAAAACGGUCCAAAUCAACAUCCACAACGGAACCAUCCGGGUCCGAUGCUCGUACGACAAUUAAUCUUAACGACGAUGAUGAGGAGUUCGAACAACCAGAGGAGCUGCCUCGACCAAGGGGUCGGGAUAAAAGUAAGGCAGCGGCACGAGGAAAGGGUACUUCAACGUCAUCGGAUGAGCCGUCAAAGUUGGGCGAGUUCCAUACAAGUCUCAACAAAAUGAUCUCGAUCAGGGAAAAGGACCAAGAAAUGAAGAUGCAGAAACUAAUCCAGAAAGACUUGGAUUUUCUAGCGAAAGAUUUUUCACAUCUAACGGAGACGGAUCAACGCAUUAUGGAGGCUCGCAAGAAUCAAAUUAGGGCGAAAUAUAUGUAG